Molecule: messenger RNA, 804 nt
Organism: Ostreobium quekettii
Lineage: Eukaryota; Viridiplantae; Chlorophyta; Ulvophyceae; Bryopsidales; Ostreobiaceae
Source: the annotation of a GenBank genome assembly
AUGCGGCGGGGGGAGCGCGAUGAGUGGAGCACGCCGCUGCUAGAUUCCAGUGAAGGACUGUCAGAAACGAACCGAAUCUCGGAGCCAUGGUACACCUGGCCUGUGGGGCUGGGGGUCAUCUUCCUGGUUGUGUGGGGCGCUGUGAUGGUGGUGGGCGUCUUCGACAAAGCUGGCUCUGAAACAGAGUUCCCAGCUUGUGAGUGGGACAGGGCCACGGCUGAGUGCACACUUGGUGCAAAAGGAAUGGAGCAGUGCUUCCAAUUGUCCAAGGAGUCCAAUGGUGCAAACGUGCAUCCCUGGAUUGAGUUGUUGGAGUGCAUACAGCAGGAAUCCAACGAAGAUUGUGACGCCCACCAAGAUUGCUUCUGGGACUCUGGAGAGCAAACCUGCAAGUCUGAGACGUUUGCUUACUGCAUGGGUGCUGGGGUGGAGCUGCCACGACGCUUCAAACCCCGCACCAUGCUCACGCUUGACGAUCCUCAGUGUGGCACCGUGGGCGAGUACUCUGCGAUGCUACAGGCAUGUGGGGAGCUGGAUACUAAGCCACACUGCCACAAUAUCAGCACCUGUGACUGGGAUGAGAAUGAAAGCCGUUGUGUUGUCAGUGACGAAGCGUUUGCUCAUCUGGCCUUUGGAGGCGAUGGCAACAGUGGUGAGACCAAGUUUCUCCAUCUAAGGGCCAGCUGCAGGCACCGGGUGGACGAGGCUGACUGCGCGCUGGUGCCGAUGAAUGAAGAGGGGAUGCUGAAUGCCACAGCGACCAAAGUGCUGCCAUUGAUGGCAGCCCUGCGUCCUGUUGGAUGA